Messenger RNA from Hibiscus syriacus, 474 nucleotides. RefSeq names its product eukaryotic translation initiation factor 2 subunit alpha homolog. Lineage: Eukaryota; Viridiplantae; Streptophyta; Magnoliopsida; Malvales; Malvaceae. Gene Ontology annotation, cellular component: multi-eIF complex; eukaryotic 48S preinitiation complex; eukaryotic translation initiation factor 2B complex. Gene Ontology annotation, molecular function: translation initiation factor activity; ribosome binding; RNA binding. Bases 1 to 474 code for a protein of 157 amino acids. The record is from RefSeq and is a predicted model, not a curated record. The transcript has 3 exons.
AUGACGAACAUGUAUGAAGCAAAGUAUCCGGAGGUGGAUAUGGCGAUGAUGAUACAAGUGAAGAACAUCGCCGACAUGGGCGUCUACGUUUUGCUCCUUGAAUACAACAACAUCGAAGGCAUGAUCUUGUUCUCGGAGCUCUCCCGUCGUCGGAUUCUUAGUGUCAACAGUCUAAUCAAGUUCGGCCAAACCGAGCUAGUGAUUGUCCUCCACGUCGAUAAAGAAAAGGGUUACAUCGAUUUGAGUAAAAGAAGGGUUCCUCGACUUUGUGCUGAGAGCCUUACUAUUCGUGACAGGGUUGAAUACUUGCAGGUUCCUCGGCUUUGUGCUGAGAGCCUUAUUGUUCGUGACGGGGUUGAUUACUUGAAGGUUCCUUGGCUUUGUUUGCCAGUUGAGUAUAAGCCAUUUCUACCAGUGAUAACUGCUAGCCGGAAACCCUUUACUAUUGAUGGUGUGGUUGCAGUUUUGGUUUGA